AUGGCCAGUGAUUCGGGGUCAAUGAUUAGCGCUCAAGCUGGUGGACACGAGGUAGCCAAUAUCUGUACAAUCCUUGGAAAGUGGCGCAACGAUGACCGGAGUGGCUGGGUUAAUUUUGGGUUCAGAAAAAGUGAGACAAAAUGUUUGAUUGACUUUGUUGUUCACGAAGGCAGGCUGAAGAAAGCGUUCGCGACUGUCAGUAAUGUUUACAAGCCGUGCGCAGCGGAAGUCCUUUCACCUUGUUUCACGCCCGGACGCACUGCCUCAGGACAGGGGCCUAGCCCAUAUUCUCGCUUUCCCCGUGUUGCGAGGCCCCCACUCAUUCCCCCUUUCCUGGCACUCACUCACUCAUCUCCCCCGUCUAUCCCGCCACGAAAGCCGGAAGAGGCUGACUUAAGUGUCCCCUCCUAUCCCUUCUCUGUGAAAGGCACGCAAUUCCGCUUGAUGUGGGCUCUACCAUGCUUUCUGGAGCGGAAACACUGUAUGGCUGAGGUGCUAGAGCAGACCACCAACAUGCCUCAAGAUAGACCCUCGCCCAGCUGGUACCACAAGGAGAAGACUUACAUCAAUGGGAACAAUCGACAAGAGAGAAGUUGUGGACCUCUACCAGCCAACGCGAACUUAGGGCUACCCAGUUGCUCGCCCAUACUAGAGGCAAUCAUCUGGCCCGUAUGUGCUUUUCCAAUGCUGGGGAGCACCAGGCACGAUCCAGCCACUGUCAAGAGUCCGCUCAUCUGCGGUGCCACCGGUCCGACAGAUGAUCCAUCGGCGAGAGUGGUGAUCUGUGCAGAUCUUGCUCGGUAGGGAGGUAUGUCAUCUACCCAUAAUAAACGUGAAUGUUAACAGUACAAUCGAUGCCUGGGAUAACAGAGACUCGCUACAUCACCGAAGAACCACACCCUCAGCCGCGAUAACCCUACCAUGACAUCCCAGAAGCCUACUCACUCGUCGGCGACAGUGCUCUUGAAUGUCUGUGACACCGGGAUCCUUCACCAGUAGGGG
Messenger RNA from Cantharellus anzutake, 1002 nucleotides. RefSeq lists its product as uncharacterized. The record is from RefSeq and is a predicted model, not a curated record. Lineage: Eukaryota; Fungi; Basidiomycota; Agaricomycetes; Cantharellales; Hydnaceae. Bases 1 to 804 code for a protein of 267 amino acids. The transcript is spliced from 6 exons.